Messenger RNA from Funneliformis geosporum, 1392 nucleotides. The record is from the annotation of a GenBank genome assembly. Lineage: Eukaryota; Fungi; Glomeromycota; Glomeromycetes; Glomerales; Glomeraceae.
AUGUUUGACUUACCUUUAUCAUAUUCCGUAAUUCCAUCACAUCCGCCAACAUAUAAUUAUCCAUCCUUUUUACGUCAUUUGUCUUAUUUCUCAUUCAUUGCCUCCAUACAAGAAUGGUGCGCUGUAAAUAAUAAUUGGAAUCCAUAUGCUAUGCGUAAAAUUGUUCAAGCCUUAUUUCGUCUUUUCGCGAAAUUUUCUCCAGGAUUAGAAACCUUGGUUUUCGUAAUGGACAUGGAUAUGAGUCUGGAUCUCGCUGCAAAUGGCUUCUUAUUGUUCGACGAAAAUCAUCAUGAUUUUGAUGGGGUCAUUACUUCUGCUAAUUCGACUCUUAAUGUAAAAAGAAAUUUGUCCAAUUUAUUGGAUCCUAUCGUAUGUAAUUGGAUGUCACAUAUCAAAGAGAUUGAAUUGGCCGGAGAUUUCAUUAUUGACCAAAAUUUUCCCGUUUUGUUGACCAUUUGUAAGGACCUUAAGAAAAUGGAAAUUAGAUUGCCUGAUUUUGAAUACGACGAUGAUGGAAAACAUUAUGAUUGUAGUGUUGAAAUGUCUGCUCGAUUUUUAAAAAUUCAACGAGGUCUUAAACAUUUCACGCUUCGCGAAUCACAUUAUUCAAAAGCUAUCGGAGCCGCGUUAAUACGUCAAAAAUCUUCUUUACGUCACGUAGAAUUUAUUGACACGGUGUUUGACAAUCAAUAUCCAUUAGAUUGGCUUCCAUAUUGUAAGCAUUUGGAAUCAUUAACAUUUGUUGAUUCAGAAAUGUUGAUCCCCAAAAUCUUGACCCCUCUUCGAUUGGCACCUUUAAAGAGACUGAAAUCGUUGGCGUUUAGAGAAGAUCCUGUUCCAACUGAUACUUUACAAAUCCUUAUUCAUUCAAGUAAUGUGAAUUUACAAGAGAUUGUAUUCGGAUGGCCAGAAGAUUGCAGGCAGGAUGGUCAUUCUUAUAUAUUAGAUUCCAUCUCAAAGUUUUGUCCAUUUCUAACAAAAUUGGGUGCUACAAUUGGUCGUCACGAAAUUUCCGAAUUAUUCCUUAUAUUAAGUAAUUGUAGAUAUUUGCAGUGCUUGGAGAUUUAUGGCAACGGAUGUUUGUUGGACGUUAAUGAAAUUUUACCAGAAUUAGGCAAAUUCCUUCCCACCACUUUAGGUGAACUUGAUAUUGGUGCAAGGUGGAGAUUUAGAUCUGAUAUUUUGGCUCGUUUCUUGGAAAAUUCUAAGCAUGUUUCUUUGUACAAGUUUGUCAUUCGGAUCUGUGAUUUUAUAAAUGAGGAACAUCUUAGAGUGAUUGUGAGGCAUUCUAUGAGUUCUUUAAAAUAUUUUACUUUAUGGAAUAAAAAUUUUUCCGUCACUCAAGAUGGAAUGGUGAAAGCAAGUGAAUGGUUGAGAAAAUCCGUUUCUUAA